CGGCGGAAGUAAACAGAAGGUGUCUGUGCUCUACCUGCAUAGAUCAAGUGAGCUAACUCACGGAGGCGAUCAAUAAAACUCCGUGCAGUCUCAAUCAUAUUUCAGUAGCGAUGUCUUCAGUCGAGUAUUUGAGAGAGUUUGUCAACGAGCGACUGACUGCUGCUGCUGAAGAAAUAUUCAGAGUUUUUAAGAAAACUAUCGUCGAGUACGAGGAGGAGAUCGACCGUCAGCGCAGACUUUUCAUUUGGAAACCUGACACAACAUUAGACAGAACAGAGCUCCCACAGCAACAUGUUUACAAGGAGGAGGAGGUGCUGGCUCAUCAGCAGCUCUGUGACCAGGAGCAGAGUUUCAGUCUGGACCAAGAGGACCCAGCAGAGCCUCCACAGAUUAAAGAGGAACAGGAGGAACUGUGCACCACUCAGGAGGGAGAGCAGCUUGUAGUGAAGCUGGAGACUGAUACCUUCAUGUUGAUUCCUCCCUAUGAAGAAAGUGACCACAGUGAACCCGAAUCAGAAAGUGACCACCAGCUCCUGUCUUACAGCUCUCAUGUAGCUGAGAGUCAAGAUCAGACAGGAGGUAAUCAUCAAGACUCUGGACCAACUAGAGACAAAGAGCCAGAACCAAAGAAAAGACAUUACAAAAGCAGAAGCCAACAUGUGUACAACCCUAACUUGUCACAGAUUCGCUGUAAUACUCAGAAAGGUAAAAAGUCUUUCAUAUGUGACACAUGUGGAAAGGCCUUUAAUUUUAAGUCCAAUUUAAAUGAACACCUGAGAAUCCACACAGGUGAAAAACCAUAUUCCUGCGACACCUGUGGGAAAACGUUCUGUCGGACAUCAGACUUGAACACUCAUAUAAGAACCCACACAGGUGAGAAGCCGUAUUCAUGCGAUACCUGCGGGAAACGGUUCCGCCGGACGUCGGAGUUAAAAAACCACAUAAGAACCCACACGGGUGAGAAGCCCUACCUUUGCAGAACCUGUGGGAAAGAUUUCUCACGCAACGAGGCCUUGAAAAUCCACAUGAGAAGAGCCCACACAGGUGAGAAGCCGUACCUUUGCAAGAUCUGCGGGAAAAGGUUCUUUGAUGCUUCCCAUUUGGCGAAGCAUAUACGGGCUCAUUCAGGCAAGAGGCGUUGAAUUUUCAAAACUACGUGAUUCAGUUCUACUGGUUUGUGGUCAAAACACACAGGAACUCGUAGAAGUGAGAAAGCCACACACUUGCAGGACUUUUGGGAGAACUUCAAAUCAAAUCAAAAAAACACCCGAGGAACAAGAAAACACAGGAGAAACCAUCGAGUUGAAACUCUUGUGGAGACGUGUUCACCAGCUGAAUGAAACAGACUUUGCAGUAUCUACAUCUCUGUAACUAAAUGUACAUUUUUCAUAAAAGAUUAGAUGUCAUUACUAAUGUAUAACAAUGGCUGCACAUGACUGUAUUACUUCUGUUUCUCUUGGCAAGCAUAUUUCUUUAAAUAAUCGUGAUCUCAAAAAUGAUGAAUGUUUUUUUCACAGUAGUGACUUUUAAAUGGUGUGAUGUUGGUUUUGCCAAAUGUCUAUUUAUGAAGUAUCUAAGAUCACUUUUAGUUUAAAGUUUUGGAAGGACUGUCCAUGUGAUGCCACUGUUUUUAUAAAAGGAUUUGAUCCUUAAAUAUAGGAUUAAAUGUGAUGUGCCGUCUUUUUGCUGUUUUAUAUAGUGAAUACUAUUUAAGGCCUACGUGAUAUGACGACAUGUAAUCGUGUGACAGUAGAGAAAUGUCUGUCAUAUUAUAUUCUGCUAUUGUUUACUCUGUGUUGUGACAAAUCGCACUCUACAGCACAAUGCUUUAUUAUUUGGAUGGUGCUUUGCAUUCUUCCACAUGGUGGGAAAUGUGCAUGAAAGGAAUACAAACAAAGAUGGAGGAGACUGAACAUGGCACAGAAUUGUAUAAUGAAAGAAACUGGACGAUCUGACCGGCCAAGGAAACAUUUAUUAUGUUUGUAACUAUUUUCAAGUGUUUUCUAUUUACUUGUAUAUAUUUUAUAUAUUCAUGUUUGAUAUUUUCUUACAUGCAUAAUGGAAAGAUCCUACAAAGGUUCUUAAUUAAAGGAGAAAAUCAUCAAAAUAUGAAUAAAUACAGUUUUUAGCAGUUUAUUUAUUUUUUAGUUUUAUAUAAACGAUCAGAU
This is a messenger RNA of Acanthopagrus latus (yellowfin seabream), 2168 nucleotides long. Its product is annotated as zinc finger protein 436-like. Gene Ontology annotation, biological process: regulation of transcription by RNA polymerase II. Gene Ontology annotation, molecular function: DNA-binding transcription factor activity, RNA polymerase II-specific; RNA polymerase II cis-regulatory region sequence-specific DNA binding. Lineage: Eukaryota; Metazoa; Chordata; Actinopteri; Spariformes; Sparidae. The transcript has 2 exons. Gene Ontology annotation, cellular component: nucleus. Bases 111 to 1142 code for a protein of 343 amino acids. The record is from RefSeq and is a predicted model, not a curated record.